CCGGGCGGGAUUUGUCUGGAUUCUGGUCUGUUCAAUUUGCAUCAGAGAUUUUUGCUGUGCAGAAUCGAGAACAAAUGCAAAGCAAACUUUUAAUGAUAAAACAUUUCGCAACAAUGCCGAGAACUUGGUGCCUGGAAGAGUCAAAAGAGAAGAAUUCUGCGAGGAAGAUCUGGAUUCUCCGGACAACUUACAAGUUCGAGAAGUCGGCGAUACCAGAGUUGUUAUUGACUGGAAAAAAGUAAAGGGAGCACAAUGGUAUGUUCUCGAACUGCAACCGUAUUCUGAAUGUGUGGCAAAUCUGGAGAAACCAAAGACGAAUCAAGCUACGAUAGAUAAACUUGAUUCAAGUACGGAAUAUGUGUUGACUGUUGCAGCUUAUGGAAAGAGCGGAGAUGCCUGUAGCACAAAAGCUGAAUUAAAGUUUAAAACAGCUGACGGCGACGUGAAAUGUGAAGAUUACGUUGAACUUGGAGCGAUUAAAAAUUUGAAAGCACCAGAGGAAAACAUGACAACGACGAGUGUAUUGUUGCAAUGGAAACCUUCAGAAAAUGCUUUAUCGUAUAUCGUUGAUCUCAAACCACCAAAUCUUGGACGAGGUGGAUUAGGUGAAAUGAAUGCAACGUCAGUCACUUUACGUGGUCUUGCGAGUGGUCAAAACUACACAGCUUCUGUCACACCAAAGAGGAAGAAAAAUUUGGGGGAAACGAAAACACUAAUAUUCGUUCCAAAAAUCAAAUCACCUAAUCAGUUCAGAAUAUCGAAUCUCAGCAGCCAAUACUUCCGAGCAGAAUGGGAACAAAAUGAAUCGGUGUUGAAAUAUACUUUGUCACUCUUCAAGUUGGAUAAAGAUGAAAAGGAAGAAUUUGUUGAAAAAAAAGAGACCGCGGAAAACUAUGUUUACUUUCGCAAUCUGAUACCUGUAACACAGUAUCGUGUUGAUAUUCAAGGUUCUAAUGGACAUGCGUUAUCGAUGACAAAAUCAGUAGUAAUUUAUACAAAACUUCCAACACCACGAAAUGUGACAAAAUGGAACGUGACAUACAGCAGUGUACAUGCUGCCUGGGAACCAGUGGAUGGAGCUACAAUUUAUCGGGUUGUCAUACGUCAACGGAGCGGAGAUGGGGAGAGGAAGGUGACGCAAGUUAACGAGACAAAAGUAUUCAUAAAAGAUCUGGUGGAUGCUACAGAAUAUGUACUUGAAAUUUUUGCCAAGAAUCAGUAUGCUUUCAGUUUACCUGGAUCCACUGACGUUUAUACAAAAUUGACGGCAGUCCAACUACUGAACGUCGACCCUGACUAUAUUGAAGAUACAUCGCUAGUUAUUAGAUGGGACAAAGUUGGGCCUGCAAACUGGUACGCUGUAAGCAUCCAACCCAAUACACCAGGAGCGAAAGGAAUUGGUGAUGUCAAACCAGAAUUUACCCGGAUUACAAACUUAAAACCCGGCAUCAUGUACACUAUUACAGUAGUUGCAAUGAAUACAAGAGAAUUUCCUACAGCCAGUGAACCAAAUUCAAUUCAGCAAGCCACGCAACUACCGCGACCGGAUAAUCUCACUGCGUCGUACGAAGACGUCAAGCACAACCAAAUCCGAUUAACAUGGAAUCCGAUUCCUAUGACGAACAUUUACUUCUUAUUCGCUUAUGAUUGCAGCAAAAGAGGAAGCAAGAUUGACCCCAAGGCUCCACGAUCUACAAUGGGACCUACCACUCAACCACAAGAAUAUAUGUCAAAAAUGAAAUAUUGGAAUUAUCAGAAGUUAUUUAAAAAGAGAGCGAAGACAAAACUCACUUGCGAAUCUAUAUUUGCGGAUGUUCAGCAAGCUAUAAGAGAAGCAAAAAUGUCUGUCCCGAGCAACGUUGAAGGACAGGGACAAAUCAAUGGGACUGAAGCAGUUUUAAGCAACCUUUAUCCCAACACGAAAUACGAAUUCGUACUUGUAGCUGGGGACCCUGUAAAACAAAGUGAAGCCAAAUUAUAUAGACGUUACACAAAAUUACCUGAUCCAGAAAAUUUUAUAUACGAUAAAUCCAUGGUCAUGUCAUCAUCAGUCGAAGUUCGUUGGAAUAAAGUAGAAGAAGCGACAUAUUAUACUUUAAAAACAACAAAGACAGAUGCAGUAAGACCGGAAAAUAAAUUCAAGCCAAGAGCAAGAAGGAUAACAGUUCAUGUGGAAACAACAAAAUUAAAGGCAAAACAAACAGAUUCAUUCGUUCGUAAUCUGCUUCCGUCAACGAAUUACACUUUUGCGCUGACGGCAAAAAACGAGCACACUGAAAGUUUUCCUGUUCUUGUGAAUACAUUCACUCGUCUUCCGGCUCCAUCAACCUUGAAUGUUGUACCAGAAGAAAGAAAAACCAAUCAAAUGAUGAUACAAUGGGCAGCUGUUGAUGACACACAAAUUUACAAUGUAACAUAUGCUGCCAGCACGGGUAGUAUGCAAGAGGAAGAUAAAGUCUGGGUUCAGCUUGAAGUUGAUCAACCUGAAAUAUUUCUUCGAAAUCUUACUCCAAACACGUUUUAUGAAAUCCACAUCAGAGCAACCAACGUUUAUACUGAGAGUUUACCAGCUUCAGUAAAGAAAUUUACAAAACUUGCUGUCCCAGAGAACGUCACCAUUGCUAAUCUUACAGACACAAUCAUUAAACUAUCUUGGUCGCCAGUUGAAGGAUGCAAAGAUUACAAAUUUGGAAUAUCGAAGCAUCCUCUUUUGCCUGAAAGUUUUCGAAAGUCCACGCGAACGACGGAAUUUUCAUUCGACAUGUUGAGCCCAAAUCAAGCAUACAAUAUAUGGAUGAAAGCUACCAAUGUUAAUACUGAGAGCGACAUAUUCCGAAUAAAACAAUUCACAAAGCUUCCGCAGCCGGAAAAAGUUAUGUUUACGCCAGACGAUAUUCAUGAUAGAACGUUACGAUUACGGUGGAGAGUCGUCAAAGAAUCGGAAUACUAUUCAAUCAUAGUUAUGGCUUUGCACAAUGAAUCAAGUCCAUCUUCGGCACCUCCAUUUGACCAAGAUUCGUUGGUAACUGAGAUAGAUAUGAAAGACGGGAUUCCAUUAGUUGAAAAAAGACUUAGAGGAAGACGAGCAAUAGAAGACAGAUAUGCAGGUAGAGCGAUACGAUCAACUGGAGCAGACGCAACCGCAAAACCCAUUAGUUUCAAGACAAAGAGAGGAAUGAAAAAACCUCAACAAGUUUUUAUAAACGAAGAUGGGCUUUACGAAAUCACAGUUACGGAGACUGACGUCACAUUCAGUCAACUUGACCCCGGUGUAAAAUACAACAUGAUUUUACGAGCGGUGAACAGAGAUACCGAAAGUAUUCCCGUAAAAAUUGGAACAUUCACAAAACUCCAGAAGCCUGGAUCCAACGACGUGGAGACUAGGAAAAUCGAUAACGAUACAGCUACGAUAGUCUGGCUGCCAGUGAACAAAGCUAGUUAUUACAGAGUGAUUGUGACGUCAGAAAGAAAACCAUUCAUGAAAGAAUCUGACGUAAUAGUCGCCGAAGGAAUAACGACCGAUACAGAGAUGUCAAUCGUGGGUCUGGAACCGAACACGAAAUACACAUUUGCUGUUCGUGCUGGAAACAAUCACAUUGAAAGUUAUGCAGCUACGAUAUGGAACAUAACAAAGUUAUCUGCUGUUGAAGAUCUUCUAGUGGACAUUGCCAGUAUUACGUCAUCAUCUUUCAUGGUUCGUUGGGCUCCAGUCGAACACGCAGGUCGUUACGUCAUCUUAAUCAGUCCACCUAUGAUGAAUCGACGAAAUAAAAUAAUGGUUGCCGCUUCGGAGACGAAGGUAACUCUAGAACCUCUGAGAGAUACCACUAACUACAAAGUGACCAUCAGUGCUGAAAAUGACAGAACCAAUGGUGUUACGAGACAGCUUACCCAAUAUACAAAACUUCUUACUCCUGCGAAUGUACAAAUUGUGUUAGAGUCCGUAAACUCAUCUUAUUUUCGAGUUGUUUGGGAUUCGGUAAGAGCAGCGGAGGAAUAUCACGUACGACUAUGGAAUGAUACGAACAAACCCCUCAAGCAAUUGAAACCAAAAAAAACUCAAGCUCAACUUAAAAAUCUCCUCUCUGGACACAAAUACUGGGUGACAAUAAAAGCUCACAAUAAGAAGCAUAAAACUUACAGCGACGAGGUUAAACUGACUACAUUCACAAAACUUGUUACGCCAGAAAAUUUUGAAGUUAUUGACGCAGAAGUGACAGAUACUUCUUUAGUAUUUUCAUGGGAUCCUGUACCACUGGCUGAUCGAUACAAAAUAACUUCGGUAAUCAAACCUAGAGAUAACGAUCACGUCAGCAUCCAUUUACAUGUUAAUGAGCGGACAAUGCUUAUUGAAGAAACAUUCAUUGAAAUAAAUAACUUGAGACCAGCUUCUUACUAUUCGGUGGUGAUGAAAGCAAUUAAUUUGAACACGGAUAGUGAGAAUGUAUCCUUGAGCGUUUUCACAAAGCUUUCUGAACCAACGAACCUUACCCUUCACGAACAUUUGUACAUGGAUACAGAAGCGAAACUGGAGUGGUUUCAAGUACAGAGAGCAGGAUCAUAUGUUAUCGAGGUCUUCACCAAACCCGAGAAACCCGACAACAUUACUGACGAAGAAUUUUAUGAAUCUGAUAUAUUAGAUAUUUUAUUCAUGGAUGGCAGUGAUAACUCCUAUAACGAGUCUAUUGUUUACGAAAAUCGAACCGAACGUCAUCCAUAUCAUACGGUGAUUGGACUAGAGCCAUUAACGACCUAUGUCGCUGCAGUAUCUGCUAAGAACAAAGACACAAACAGUGAUAGAACUACAAUGGAAUUCAAAACAAAAUCUGCAUGUGAAGAAGAUUUUCAUGCUUUUCCUCAUACCCAUCUCUACCAAGCAUUGCAUAGAAGAGAAGUUAAGAAUGUUUCCUUGGAUGAAUGCUUGACUGAAUGUUGUGAAGAACGUAAAUUUCCUUGUAGAUCGGUAUCACUACAUAAAGAAACUUCAGAUUGCUAUCUAUUUGCCGAAGAUCGUAACAUCGCGCCACCGUUGGGACUAAGCAAGUACUACGACCACUUUGAAAGGAAGUUCUGGCAAGAAGUAUCAGGAUUUCAAAUCAGAUCAUUGUCACACAAUAAUGUUGCUGUCAUCAAUGAAACUGUUGAUAUUAUAUUAACGUUUGUGUAUGUUGGUAAAACUGGAUGCGUUGAAUGGGAUCUUGGAGAAGGUACUAGAAGAUAUCAUGCAAUAUCAAGUGUCGCUGAUUGUGCUUACAUGUGUGAUAAUGCACCACCUGGAACAAACUGCACCAUUCUUCCCGCAAAUCCACUGGAAAAUGCUAAUCAAAUCAAUACAAGCCAUGUGUAUGAUAUGAACAGCGUUUAUGAAGUUCGUGUAAAUGUUUCUGAUCAAGGAAUUUAUGCAACUUCGUCAUUCAAGAUAGCAAUUAAUGAAAGAGGUUGUAUCUAUCCUGAAAUUACUAUUGAAGAAGAUGCAAAGAACAUUUUGGAUCCAAAGCAACUUUAUCGAUCAAACAAGCUAGUUUUGUCAACGACUCCUACGAUUGUUUGUAAAAGUUUUCCAGGAGUAAAAUUUGAUUGGAGAGCAGUUGUUUAUUCAGCGUCUUCAAACACCGUGACCAAUAGUUUUCAGCUUGAUUCAUUUGGUUCCGAGAUUUUGAUUCCCGCUUUAUCCCUCGAACUUGGAAUGUAUAUGAUAACUGCAACUAUAAAUCUUUUGGAUGACGAACACGAUCUACAAGACUCGGAUUCAGUUUAUAUUGAAGUCGUUCCGUCUCCUCUCGUAUCAAAAAUAAAGGGUGGAAGCAUGCGUACCAUUGGAUAUAACAGAAUAGUGAAAUGGGAUGCAAGUACGAAAUCAUAUGAUCCUGAUACACUUGGUCCUGAAAGACAUGAUCUGAGUUACAGAUGGUUUUGCAAGAAUUAUACCGAUACUAAAUUUCAACCACUCGAAGAUGGAAGUUGCUUCCCAGAUCUCGAUCUGUUGACUUUUGAUGGUCCCGGCAUUUUUAUUUUAAACACCACAAUAAUGCACCUGUAUGUCAAUUAUGAAUUUCAAGUUGCGGUCAUGAAAGAUGAAAGAACAACAAUGUUCACUCAACAAGUUGUUGUGAAAGAGGGAGAUCCGCCUGAGUUUUAUAUAGAAUGCCGAGAAAACUGUAAAGCAAAAUUAAAUCCAACACAAGCACUCGCUUUGAAUGCAAUAUGUUUAAAUUGUAAACAUGAACGUAAUCCUGAAUAUGAAUGGAUCCUAUUUGAGGUUAUAACUAUCAGUGAUGAACAAGAGAGCGAAUCGGAUACCGAAUCUUCUGACAAGUUGAAUCCAAUUUUGGAUGCAGAAUAUGAUGAAGAAGAAUUGGAUUAUGAUGAAGUAAAAUCGGUACUAUCAGGAGAGGGAAAAGUUGAGAAGAAAAUAUACGAGCAAGUGAUGGGCUGGGAGGGUAACACAACAACCGGUUCCAUGUCUGAUAUUUUGGUCCUAACAAAAAACUCGCUGAAGAGUGGUCGAGAAUAUGUUCUACGCUUGAACGUCAGCAUGGAUGGCUUGGACGACAGAGUACACAGCUUUUCAGACUUCACUUUCCUAUCUAAUCUUCCUCCAUACAACGGCAUCUGUUCUACUGCGUCGUCCAUUGGGAACUGCGCAAGAUUCAAAACGUUUCCAAACACGCAAAUUGAUGAAAUCGAUCCACGGGGAGUAUUUGUGAACUUGACAGAGAAAGAAUGUUCUCAAAAGUGCUGCCUGAUGAGAGAAUUUCUAUGCUUGUCGUUCACUUAUCAAGUCAAGGAAAGAGUUUGCAAACUGUACACAGAAGCAAGAGAUACAAUACUUACCCAAAUGUCGUUCAGUAACGUAGAAGAUUAUCACCAACGUGUGUUUUAUGUGGGAAGAGCCGUCAUUGAUGAGGUGUUACUAGAAUGUAGAAACUGGCAAGAUGAAGGCGAACUACAAACUUAUCCAAAAGAAGGGGAACGUCCUCCAAAAACUACAUUAACAUAUAAAUAUGUUGCACUGCCCUAUGGAAACUUGACUUCUCCAUUACUGCUAUAUUUUGGAACAGUGGUAAAAACGCCAGGAAUAUCAAUGGCCCUCGGUGAUCCAGAAGAUGAUUACAUCGUAUCAAUAAGAGCACAAGUUUGUGAUAUGUACGGAGAAUGUGCGAUGUCAAACACAGUUACAAUACAGGUUGUUCCUCCUGAUUCUGGCAAUGUAGGAGAUACUCUCAGUGGUUUUGCGAAUGGAAAUACAAGCAAAUUAGGAAUAUUUUCAUCGACAGGAAACAGUAAAGCAGCAGCUCAACUAGUGCAGUCCAUAGCGUCAAUAAUUAAUAUGAACGAAGAGGAAGAAGAUCGAUCUUUGGGAAGUAACGGUACCGGUAAUGCAACCGACUAUGAAGCGACGACUUCUUCUUGGCUAGAAACAACUGCGUCGCCCACUACUGCUUAUUACGUCACAAUGGGACCAGAAACAAACGUAACGGGCAACGCUUCACGUGGCGUUAUCGACAAAAACUUGAAGCAAAAUCUUCGUAAAGACGUUGUGAAAGCCUUAUCUUCGGCAUCUGGAGGAAUGACAUCAAUAGACAAUCUAAAACAGAUGACUAGCGCGAUGAAUUCAAUCACAAAGAAACCAGAUGAAAUAACACCAGAUUCGCAGCUUGAAGCUUCGAAUACGGUACUGAAAAUGGCCGCAUCAUUGACGACAUUUUCUGACGAGUCGAACAAGGAAGAUAUUGCCGACGCUGCAAAAAAUAUCAUCGGAUCACUCGGGAGUGUUGCCAAGUCAUCGGAAACAAACAUGGGCGACUUGAAAGAUCAACUCUUGCAACCUUCUGAACUCAACUUUAAUACAUUAGACAACGUUGAUUUAUCACCCGAUGAAUUUGAAUAUUACAACAGACUUAAAUUAAAACAAGAAAAGAAAAGAGUUCGAAGAAGUGCUCUUGCGUCCCAAGAAGUUAUGGCUUCAGCCAUAACUGCGAUUGACGGGACGGCGGACUCAUUACUUGACAAACAAAUGUCAGGGGAACCUGCUGAAAAUCUAAACAGUGAACGUAUGGAAAUGCAGGUUGAAAAAUCAGCGCCAGAAGAUAUUGGAAAUCGUGAGUUGUCGACAGCUAGAGGAUCUUCUAUUAAACUACCUGGAGCUGAUGUUUUGUUUGGCAAAAAUGCAACAAAUAUGACGGAACCUGUAAAUAUACAAGUGAUGGCGUUUGAUGACAAUCCGCUUGGAUUUGGCGAUGAUGCUGCAUUGAUUAACUCGCCCAUUACUAUGCUUAAAAUUGGCGGUGCAAAUAAUAAUGGUUCGAUCGGAAACGAUACCGAAAACGAGGGCGACGACAGGCCUGGGGUUGGAAUUUCUAUUCCGAGUAAAUUCGAUCCAUUAGAAGAUAUGAUGACGAUUGAGCGAGAUAUUAAUGAUACUGGUCUUUCUAUAAGUAAAUUUGAAAUGGUCUCACAGGAAAACGCGAUUCUUAUUUUAGUGGAGCCCGAGGACGAACGAUCAAAAUUUGAAGUUUUACUUCGAUUUAACUCGAAACCUACUGAAGAAGAAUAUGAUUUCAAGUUUAAACUUCCACAUGAUGCAUGGGAUGUUACGAUGGCAGAAGAUCGAUAUAAAAUAUUCAUUCCAGAAAAAGAAGUCAAAAUGAAAGGAAUGAUUUUUAUCGGAAUUCAAGAUAAUUUGAAUGUGUCAACUCCGAUUGCAAAACACCGAGGUCGUGUUCGCAGACGACGUUCAAUCGGUAUCGAGAAUUCAACUACUUAUCAUCUGCUCAUUUCUACCCCGGGAUGUAGACGAUUUGAUUCUGAAAUGAAUAAAUGGACUGGUGAUGGUUGUAAAGUAAGUGAGCACAGCACACCAGAAUUCACGGAAUGCGUUUGCAAUAAAUUAUCACCAACGUCAAUCUUCAGUGCUGAGUUCUUCGUACCACCAAACACAAUCAAUUUUGCGACAGUUUUUGCAAAGAUUGACAUCGCAGAUAAUCCUGCUGUGUUUUCAACUGUAAUAUCAUUGAUCAUUUUAUACAUUCUGCUACUCAUAUGGGCACGUAGAACCGACAAAAAGGAUCAAAUUAAGUGGAGCUUAAAAUCAGUUGUGGACAACAGAAAAGAAGACAAAUAUCUAUACCAAGUAACUGUAUUUACUGGUUAUGGUCGAGAUGCUACAACACAUUCAAAUGUUUUCUGUAUCAUAUUCGGUGAACAUGGUCGAACAAACGUUAGACAACUCCGUGUAAAGGAAGAAAAAAUGCCGUUCACUCGCAGCAGCGUGAAUCACUUUUUACUCCGUGUUGAUAAAUCAUUGGGUAAUUUGACCCAUGUUCAUAUAUGGCAUGAUAAUACUGGCAAAGGAAAUUUCAGAGGAUGGUAUCUGGAUCAGGUUGCAGUACAAGAUGUUGUUACUGGAGAAAGAUUCUACUUUGUAUGUGAUCAAUGGCUGGCUGUAGAUCAAGAUGAUGGAUUAGUUGAUCGGAUUCUUCCAGUCGCAACUCCUGAAAAUAUGUCAAGUUUUCAUAGAUUGUUUCUCUCGACCACAAGUCAGAAAUUUACCGAAGAUCACUUAUGGAUAUCUAUAUUUUAUCGACCAACGAAAAGUACAUUCACUCGAGUUCAAAGAUUGUCUUGCUGUAUUUGUCUUCUGUUCUUGACAAUGAUUGCAAACGCAAUGUGGUUCGAGAGUGGAUCACGAUCGGGAAGUAGUGGAACUUCGACUCUGAAAGUCGGACCCUUCGUAGUAUCGCCGAUACAAGUUUGGACAAGCUUUUGCAGUACAUUGAUGGUUGUUCCAGUAGUGACACUGGUUAUGAUGCUGUUCAAAAAAGCAAAAACUAAAGAUCAAGAAGAAUAUGAGGAAAAAGAAAAGAAAAGAAGAGAACAAGCUUUAAAUAAAAUCAGGAAACGACAACAUGCUAAAGCUUCAACAUUACCAAACCCAUCUGAACUGGUCGGUAAAGAUGCGGUUUACACUAUUGAUGAUCAAGGUAGAAUACAGGCCAAAGAGAAAACAAAAAGAGCAGCACUUCAGACUGUGAACACUUGGCCUCACUGGUGUGUCUACAUAGCAUGGGUGCUGGUUGUUCUUGCUGUUUUAUGCUCUGGAUUCUUUGCCAUAUUAUACAGCUUUGAAUGGGGAAGAGUGAAAGCAAAUAGAUGGCUAUGUAAUAUGAUGUUAUCCUUCUGGCAAUCAGUGUUGAUUGUUCAACCAAUAAAGGUAAUCUUCUUGUCCAUGUUUGUUGCUGCAAUUGUUCGAAAACCAGAUGAACAAGUAAUGGAUUCAGUUCAAGACAAAGAUGUUGAUGAAGCAGAGCAAAAAUUCAUGAAUCUAUGCGCUGAUAACAUUGAAUCCGAAAUGCAGCAAAACGAGCUAUCUCCUCCAAAACCACCAAGUAAAAAGCGACUCAAACGCGCAAGAAAACUAAGAGCGAAAGAGCGAGCCAUGUCCGAUAUUAUUUGGGAAGUCGUAGUCUACUUCUUUUACAUUAUGGUUCUUUUGUUCCUUUGCCAUGGCAAUCGUGAUUCAAAAGCAUUUCACAUUACAAAUUCGAUCAAGAAGACUUUUGUGAAUCCUAAAUAUGGUCUGCAAUCGGUGAACAGCGUUGAAUAUUUCUGGAGAUUUAUGAACGUCACUUUACUUCCCAAUUUGUACCCGGUGGCUUGGUAUAAUGGUGAUCCAAAAACAUGGAGAGAGCGAAGUUUUCUGGUUGACGAACAAUCUUAUAGAGUUGGUCCCGCUAGAAUGAGACAAGUCAGAGUGAAAGCAUCUGCCUGUCCGCACUCAUCGCCAUCUCAAAAGGAGUGCCGGGCACAAUACUCCUUAUUCAACAACGACGAAGUUGACUACGUUGCAGGAUGGGUUCCAUUAGAUGAUGUUCCUCUUGAUCAACGACCCCAGCCUGACCCAGACGACGAAGAGGAUGCCCAGGAAGACCCGCUAACCCUAGCAUGGAAAUACAGAGAUUGGGAGGAAUUAAAUGGAAUGCCGUGCUUUGGUGAACUGACUGCAUACCCAGGAGGAGGUUAUUCUGCUGAAUUGGGCGUUAAUUAUAUGACUGGAAGACUAAUUAUGGAUCAGUUGUAUCAAGAUGUAUGGAUUGAUCAUCGCACUCGAGCCGUUUUCACGGAAUUCACUGUCUACAAUCCCAACGUCAAUCUAUUUACGACAGUCAAUCUCAUUUCCGAGUUUCCGCCAAUGGGCGCCGCUGUGCAUUUUACGAACGUUGUCAGCUUCCGAUUGUAUCACUAUGUUGGAUCGUUUGGAACUCUUGUCGUAUUUGCUCAGGCGAUUUUUGUCCUCCAUCUAUUAUACUCAACAUACAAGAGUAUUAAAUUGUUGGUUCAACUGAAAAAGAAAUUUUUCUUCGACCCUUGGAAUAUAUUUGAAUCUAUUAUUGUUUUCUUUGAUUGGACGAUCGUUGGAUUGUCAAUAUUACGUCAUGUGAUGACAGAUAAAACCAUAGCUGCUUUCCAUGAAAAUAAGAGAAAGUACGUGAAUUUCCAGCAAGUAACCACAGUGGAUUCAUUAGUCGGAUAUGUUCUCUCUAUAUCUGCGUUCAUGGGAAUCCUUAGAUUUAUGAAGCUCCUGCGUUUUAACAAGAGAAUCGGAAUGUUAUCCUCCGUAUUAAAAUAUAGCGCAAGACAAUGGCCUGGAUUCUUUGUACUUGCUGCGGUGUUCUUCAUAUCGUUCGUUCAUGUUGGCUAUGUUGUGUUCUGUCCGUUCUUAGAUGACUUUAAGAACCUUUUGUCGACUGCUGAAACCAUGGUGGACACAAUGAUGGGUCGUCACACCUAUCCUCUGCUUCGUGAGACAUAUCGUUUCUUCGGACCGAUUUACUACUUUGUGUUCUGUUUUCUGGCAACCUUCAUUAUCAUGAAUGUCUUGAUCGCCAUCAUUGGUGAAUCUCAUAAACAUACAAAUGCUGAUUUAGAAAAAGCUAAAAAUCAGUAUGACGUCAUUGAUUUUAUGUUGAAAAGAUUCAUGAAAUGGUCUGGAAUAGGAAGAUAUAUGGGUGGAAGAGGAAGCGGAAGCGGAAAAAAACCAAGCAAGGAAGAACAAAUGAAUGAAACAUUGAAAGCAAGUCCAAGCGGUGAUGUUGUUGCAGAUGACAAUUCGUCAGAAUUCGAAAGACCUAAUCAAAUGAUAGAGUUUCAAAAGAAAUUGGAUGAAUAUGCUUAUGAUCUUGAGAACAAAUACAAGAAAUUGCUUUCCUUCGAUGAACUGAGAAACGAAGUUGUCUCCGAGAUGAAACUCGCGCGUGAUGAGCAGAAGCAGAAACUUGAUACAGAAAUGGCACAUGCUUACCGCCGACGAACAACGACCACUCAGCGCGAUCCAUCAGCUUAUUCCAGACCAGGACCAUCUAACGUCCGCACAAUAUCUGGCAGACAUAGUGACACAUCAUCAAUGUUUGCUGCUAAGCGUUACUGAUUAACAGUAAUCUGUAUCACUAUUAAAAAGUAAUCGUAAAUUCAGUAUUUUGGUGGGGUUUAAAUAUCGUACAGCCUAUUUUGAAUGUAUGUUUUAACGAGUUUUGGACAGGUUAGGUUCAUACUGUUGGGUAAAGCCACAUAUGUGAUUUAACGUGACUCGAAUGGAUACAAAUUCUACUAACAGUUACCAGUUAUCGAAAAACUGGUAAAAUACAUGGCUAUGUUAUAUUCGACCCAUAC
Molecule: messenger RNA, 12669 nt
Organism: Styela clava
Lineage: Eukaryota; Metazoa; Chordata; Ascidiacea; Stolidobranchia; Styelidae
Source: RefSeq, a predicted model, not a curated record